GGCAGUCAGUGAUCAGCUGGCUUCCGAUGAAAGGAACAUGUUUGUCCUCCAGAGGUCUUCUAUCUUAUCACGUCAUGGGGUUCGGGUGCGCACCCUGCCAUCUCCAACGGCAACCUCUGACGUCCAACAGAGGAAUAUCCAUGAGGUUUCGGGGGAUGUUGUGCCUAUAAAUAUGGUGAAGGGUAUAGGACAUCUGAGAGAUCCACGAUUGAAUAAGGGGCUAGCAUUUACCCUGAAGGAGAGAAUAGCUCUGGGUAUCCACGGCCUCCAGCCCCCCCGCUUCAAAACCCAGGACGAACAGCUGGCCCUGUGCAAGGCCUCGGUGAUGAAAUACACGGAGGAUCUCAAUCGUUACCUCUACCUCGUGGAGCUCCAGGAGAGGAACGAACGCUUGUUCUUCCGACUCCUGAGUGAGAACAUCGAGCAGAUGAUGCCUAUUGUCUACACCCCGACUGUUGGUCUAGCUUGCCAGAAAUUCGGAGUUAUUUAUCGACGACCUAGGGGACUUUUCAUAACUAUUUAUGAUAAGGGCCAUAUCUAUGAGAUUCUGAAUAAUUGGCCAGAGCAAGCAGUUCGCGCCAUUUGCGUGACCGAUGGGGAGCGGAUAUUGGGUCUUGGUGACCUUGGUGCUUGCGGAAUGGGCAUUCCAGUAGGAAAAUUGGCUCUGUACACUGCUCUUGCGGGGAUUAAGCCUCACCAAUGUCUUCCGAUAACGAUUGAUGUGGGGACGAACAAUGAGCAGCUUCGCGAUGAUCCUCAUUACAUUGGUCUCAACAAACCGAGGAGUCAAGGGGCUGAGUAUGAUGAGCUCAUUGAUGAGUUCAUGGCUGCUUGUGUGAAGAAGUAUGGACAGAAUGUCUUAAUUCAGUUCGAGGACUUUGGCAACCACAACGCCUUCCGCUUCCUCGACAAGUAUCGUGACAGAUACUGCACAUUCAACGACGAUAUCCAGGGCACGGCGGCGGUAGCCGUAGCCGGAAUAAUGGCAUCUCAAAGAAUAACAAAAAGAAAAAUGUCUGAUAAUAAAUUCGUCUUCCUGGGCGCCGGUGAGGCUGCCAUUGGAAUCGCAGAUUUGUGCGUUAAAGCCAUGGAGGCCGACGGCUGCACGGAACAAGAGGCCAGAGAUAAGGUCUGGAUGAUGGAUAUCGAUGGACUGUUGACGAAAGAACGUAAAGUGGGCAAUUUGGAUGGCCAUAAAUUGUGGUAUGCUAAGGACCAUAGAGAAAUUAAGACUCUGUUAGAUGUUGUUAGAGAAGUCAAACCCACGUGUCUGAUUGGUGCGUCGGCAGCUGCGGGGGCGUUUACUCCUGAGGUACUUAAGGAAAUGGCGAAGAAUAACGAGAGGCCACUUAUAUUUGCACUCAGUAAUCCGACUAGCAAGGCUGAGUGCACAGCCCAGCAGGCUUAUGACAACACUGAGGGAAGGUGUAUAUUCUCAUCAGGAUCGCCCUUCGGCGAGGUCAAACAUGACGGCAAAAUCUAUAAACCCGGCCAAGGAAACAACGCAUACAUCUUUCCGGGAAUUGCCCUAGGGGUGAUUGCCACCGGUGUUCAUCACAUCACGGAGGAUCUGUUUCUGAUAUCAGCGAAGACCGUUGCCGAUCAUGUUACCGAUGAGGACUUGGCCAGGGGGAGUGUCUACCCUCCUCUGGGGACUAUUAAAGAGUGCUCCAUCGAAAUCGCGGUUAGGAUUGCCGAGUAUGCCUAUGGUCAAUGUGGACUAGCUAGUGAAUAUCCCGAACCCAAAGACAAGAAAAAAUUCGUAAUGGAGAAGAUGUAUGAAGCCAACUAUGACAGCCCUCUUCCUAACUUCUACGAGUGGCCCGAGGACUACGCGAAACCACGGGUUCUCCCGGAGGAAGUUCUUGUUCCAGGGAAAACCUCGAAAUUCGUCACAAUUUGAAGCAUUUGUGAAAAGUCGAGUGAUUGAAUGAGUGAAUUCACAACUCAUCGUGUUGAUGCUGAGGAAAAUAUGUAACUCUACGUCGAAAACUGCCGCACGUCGCCAUCUCAAGAAAUUAUAUUUUAACUCUGAUUGUAUUAUUGGGAAUGACAAAUUCAGUAUCCGAUUCAGUAUUUUUUUUUAGAAUUCGUGGAGAUUUUUUCAGUUGAAGGUUCUUUACAGUCGAUUUUUCUCGUCAUGCUCAGCGAUGAAAUUUUCUUCGUCGACUGGGAAUUGAGUUGUUGAGUGAACAAUUUGUCUAGGAAUUAAUUGAAUUGGUUAAUUGGUCUUAUUGAUCGAUUACUUGAUUAAUCUUUUCUCAGCAGAUUUAGUCAGAUGACGAAGUAUUACGUGAGAACGAACGAAAGUAACAAAAUACGUUUGUCAAAGUAUUCUCAAUGCCAUUUUCAGAAUUUUAUCGUUGUCAGUGGGAAAUUUAUCAGCGUUGGGUGCUUUUGGCGCUCCAUUAAUUUUCAUAGCUCUUUGAAAUACUGUACUUAACUGUUGAUGCUGUCAACUUUGAUAAUUGCGGGUUUCAUUACAUGCUCGAUUCAUCGAUAAAGAAUUUCAUACGUCUAUUUUACCUCGUGAAAUUGUGAUCUAAGAAAACUGUGAAUUCUUGUAUUUCAGAUGGGGGUCAAUAGUUAUUUAUUCCGUCGUAGCAAAUGAUGUUUAUGUCAAUUUUGUUAUCGAUUACUUAAAUUAUUGUCGAUUGUGUAAUAAAAAUGAUGAGUCGAAAAUUAA
Messenger RNA from Diachasma alloeum, 2686 nucleotides. Its product is annotated as NADP-dependent malic enzyme. Gene Ontology annotation, cellular component: mitochondrion. Gene Ontology annotation, molecular function: NAD binding; malate dehydrogenase (decarboxylating) (NADP+) activity; malate dehydrogenase (decarboxylating) (NAD+) activity. NCBI's taxonomy places the organism in Eukaryota, Metazoa, Arthropoda, Insecta, Hymenoptera, Braconidae. The transcript is spliced from 11 exons. The coding region runs from base 38 to 1903 and encodes 621 amino acids. Gene Ontology annotation, biological process: pyruvate metabolic process; malate metabolic process. The record is from RefSeq and is a predicted model, not a curated record.